AUGGCGCAAAUACGCGGCACCGCGGGCUAUAACCUCGGACAUCAGAAUCCCUUCGGCGGGCCAGGAAGGGCAGACGCGACCAGCGACCCGAGUCCGCUGGAUGCUAUCCGCGAGCAGACGAGCAAGAUCGAGGACUGGCUGGACACGCUGUCCGAUCCGAUCAAACCAUAUUUGCCGGCCAUUGGCCGGUUCCUGAUCGUUGUCACUUUCCUUGAAGACUCGUUGCGGAUUAUCACGCAGUGGAGUGAUCAGCUAUUAUUCCUGCGGAACUACCGUGGCAUACCAUGGGGCAUUACUCACCUGUUCCUCAUCUUCAACGUCAUUACCAUGCUCGUCUGCUCCACGCUCGUCAUCACCCGCAAGCACAGCGAGUUUGCCGUCGGAGGGCUGCUGGCGGUCGUCGUGACCCAGGCGCUGGGCUACGGCCUGAUCUUCGACCUGAACUUCUUCCUGCGCAACCUGAGCGUCAUCGGCGGUCUGCUCAUGGUGCUGUCCGACUCGUGGGUGCGCAAGAAGUUCGUUCCCGCCGGCCUCCCGCAGCUGGAUGAGAAGGACCGCAAGAUGUACUUCCAGCUGGCCGGGCGGGUGCUGCUGAUCUUCCUGUUCAUCGGGUUCGUGUUCGCGGGGCAGUGGAGCGUGUGGCGGGUAAUUGUCAGCCUGUUUGGCUUCGUGGCCUGUGUCAUGGUGGUUGUGGGCUUCAAGGCCAAGAUGAGCGCCGUCAUCCUGGUCGUGCUGCUGAGCGUGUUCAACGUGUUGGUCAACAACUUCUGGACCCUGCAGCCCCACCACCCGCAGAAGGACUUUGCCAAGUACGACUUUUUCCAGAUCUUGUCGAUUGUCGGAGGAUUGUUACUCCUGGUCAACAUGGGCCCUGGCCAGUUCAGCGUGGACGAGAAGAAGAAGGUGCGCUUAUUUCAGAGUCAAUUAUUAACAAAAUCCUAUAACAGUGCGGUAUUUAUUGAUUGGAUAGGAGAUACAACAACUCUUAACAUGCACAUACUCGGGAAACUUUGCCCUGCUUCUACUUAUUUACUUAGUUAUUUAUCCUACAAUCUUGUUUCUUUUGAAAUGCGGCAUGACCCGAUCGCCAAGCAUGAGCAGCUCUGUCCUGGGCCCUUAGAAGCCGUCAAGGCUUUUCGAGAGGACUUUGAUAUCAAUGUCCUUGAGUUGAUACUGCAG
Molecule: messenger RNA, 1179 nt
Organism: Rasamsonia emersonii CBS 393.64
Lineage: Eukaryota; Fungi; Ascomycota; Eurotiomycetes; Eurotiales; Trichocomaceae
Product: COPII-coated vesicle protein SurF4/Erv29
Exons: 8
Biological process (GO): Golgi organization
Cellular component (GO): endoplasmic reticulum-Golgi intermediate compartment; endoplasmic reticulum; membrane
Source: RefSeq, a predicted model, not a curated record